Molecule: messenger RNA, 1941 nt
Organism: Paralichthys olivaceus (Japanese flounder)
Lineage: Eukaryota; Metazoa; Chordata; Actinopteri; Pleuronectiformes; Paralichthyidae
Gene: cox11
Product: cytochrome c oxidase assembly homolog 11 (yeast)
Cellular component (GO): mitochondrial inner membrane
Molecular function (GO): copper ion binding
Source: RefSeq, a predicted model, not a curated record
GAACCUUUGUGCCGGUGAGCUCAGUCCGGGGGAGCGCGUUCUGCGUCGCACCACAGUUACGUGUGUAACAUGGUAGUGAUCGUGUCGGAGCCGCAGAGUCACAGUUGUCUGUCCUCCAGGUGAUUGUCCCUGCUGCAGCUUCAGGUGUGAACUGACUCCAGGACCGGCCAUGCUGCUGUCUCUCCUGCUGCGUCCGCCCCUCCCCUCCCCUCCCGUCUCCACACUGUUGUCAAAAUGCGUCCGAACGUUGCGGUUUGAUGCCGGCAGGAUGCUGCACUCUCAGACUGAACACUUCUUGCAGCGGAGGCUUCCCCUGUGCUUCCAGAGCCGAGGAGCCAAGAGCCGAGGCAGGAAGAGCCGGGGUCCGGAGGACGACUGGAAGACCAGGAACAAGACGGUGCUGACGUACAUCGCUGCAGCCGGGGUGGGGAUGAUCGGCCUGUCGUACGCUGCGGUGCCGCUCUACAGACUCUACUGUCAGGCGGCUGGGCUCGGCGGCACGGCGGUGGCCGGCCACGACACGAGUGUGGUGGAGACGAUGAAGCCAGUGAAGGAGCGUGUUCUCAAGAUCACCUUCAACGCCGACACACACGCCAGCAUGCAGUGGAACUUCAGACCGCAGCAGUCGGAGAUCUUUGUGGUUCCAGGUGAGACAGCGCUGGCUUUCUACAGAGCCAAGAACCCCACAGACAAACCGAUCAUCGGCAUCUCCACCUACAACGUGGUUCCCUUUGAGGCGGGACAAUACUUCAACAAGAUCCAGUGUUUCUGCUUCGAGGAGCAGCGUCUGAACCCACACGAGGAGGUCGACAUGCCCGUCUUCUUCUACAUUGACCCCGAGUUCGACGAGGACCCCAGGAUGGCCCGAGUGAGCACCAUCACCCUCUCAUACACCUUCUUCGAGGCCAAGGAGGGCGAGAAACUCCCUCUGCCCGGAUACAGCUACAACUGAGCCAACGGCCGCUGCCGCACGGAGAGGACGCAGUGAGACCUGAACCUGGGCCGAGGUUUGAUUCUUAUCCCAGUCUGAGUCAGUAACGCAGGAAAAGAAGAAAAAUAAUCCAAGACUUCUUUCUUUGACACCGAAGCUUCAACCAGAGACGACGACACGUCUCCAGAAAUGAAGCCAAAAUAUCUCAGAUACGAACGCUGCCAUCUUGUGGUGAUUACAUCAUUAGCAGUCAGAGUCUGUGCAGUAGUGAUCGUGGGGUGGAGCUGCGGUAUCAAGGUCCCGCCCAUACAUGCUCUCGACCAAUCCUGAGUCAGUCUCAGUUGUCAAUCAAGACAUCUUGUUUUUAUAUCAUCAAAUAACUAAUAAACCCAAACUGAUCAGAAUCACUCACAUCAGUGAGAUGAGAACGAGCUGAAAUGACAGAAACAUCUUUACAAACAUUUAUUUAACGUCUACUUUGAUUUUUAGUUUGGUCCAUGUCCCAUCUGCUAACAUGGUGGAGGAGGGUUUAUGAGCUAUACUGCAGCCAGCCACCAGGGGGCAACCAGAUGUUUUGGCUUCACUUUUUGGGCACUGUCAUGUCGUCCAUCUUUAUUUAUAGUGUGUCUGCGACUCAUUGAUGCUGAUGCAGCCUUGCAGAUUUUUUUUCAUGAGACUAAGUUAUUCACAGCUCAGUGUCGGAACACGACAGAAUAAAUCGAUUCCAAGAUUCCUCGUGGAAAAGCCCUUGAAGACAAAAGGUGUUGGUUUUAGAACACUCAGAUUUAUUAACACCAGUUUUCGGCCUCAGUGGAAGACAGAAGCUCUUUGGUUCAUCUGGUCGCGACACUGAAGAGAAAAACAUCAGAACUGAACUGUUUCCUGGACGCACCGCUCUGCUGAUCUGAUUGUGUGUCACAGACUGUUAUUGUAAAUGAUGAUUAAAUUAUUUUAUAGUUGAUUAUUGAAUUGAUAAAGAUCAAUAAAUAUGGCUGAUGCAUAGAUGUCAA